CGCAGGCGCGCCGGAAGUCCUCAGCGUGACGCGUGCGUGGAUGGAGCAGAAGUGGCGUUGAAGUAGUGCAAGAGAUUUUGAGACCUGUGUGUCACCAUGCUGUCCCCCGAAGCGGAGCGGGUGCUGCGGUAUCUGGUCGAAGUGGAGGAGCUGGCCGAGGCGGUGCUGUCGGACAAGCGGCAGAUUGUGGACCUGGACACCAAGAGGAAUCAGAACCGAGAGGGCCUGAGGGCCCUACAGAAGGACCUGAGUGUCUCUGAAGAUGUGAUGGUUUGCUUUGGGAACAUGUUCAUCAAAAUGCCUCACCCUAAAACGAAGGAAAUGAUCCAGAAAGAUCAGGAGCACCUGGACAAAGAAAUAGAAAGACUCCGAAAUCAACUUAAAGUGAAAGUUAACCGCCUCUUUGAAGCCCAAGGAAAACCGGAGCUGAAGGGUUUUAACCUGAACCCCCUCAACCAGGAUGAGCUUAAAGCCCUCAAGGUCAUCCUGAAAGGAUGAGACUCAGACAGCAGAUGGGGGGCCUGUGACUAGGCCCCCCAGCCUUGAGACCUGCAAGGACAGGAUUGUCUCUUUAAGCGGACAGGCUCAGGAAUGUGGCUUCUGUACCAAAUCUUUUUCUGUAGUGCUUGGCUGCUUUGUGACAAGAGAGAACCCUUAGCCUGUUCUGUGUGCUUGGCCUGGCUACCAGAGCUUGGUGGACACAAGACCUAUUGACAGACACUGGCAGCCAUCUGUAGGUGUGUGGGGGUGUGAGAAUGGCUGCCACCGACACUUCUCAACAGUAGCCUGCUGUUUAGAUAGGCCUGGCCAGCAAUGGAGAGGGAGGACUGGGAGCUUCAUUCCAGCUUUCUGCAUGGCGAGGCAUUUCUAGGCAGUGUGUGUGACAGCUGGAAUAAAACGGGAGACUGACAGUUUGCUUCUGUGUGAAGCAGACAGAUCCUUAGUGUCCCACACCAGCUGCAGUUAGACACAUUUUUCCAGAGCCCCCAGUCCUGCCCGUUUUCCUGCUGGCUUUCCAUAAUAGGUACUGUCAAUCACCUUCUGUGGUUGCUCUUGAGAUGGGAGGCCUUCCAGAGGACUGGCCCAGGGCAGCCAAGCAGUGUCCUUCCUAAUGUGACUCAACAUGGAGCAUCCUCCAUGACCUCUGACAACAGGGCUAGGCUGGCUGAGCUGACUUCAUAGUGAGUGUGCUGUGAGCAAAACCGGCCUCGGUUCUCUGAGGCUCAAUAAACAUUAACUGACCAAACCACAA
Molecule: messenger RNA, 1252 nt
Organism: Mesocricetus auratus (golden hamster)
Lineage: Eukaryota; Metazoa; Chordata; Mammalia; Rodentia; Cricetidae
Gene: Pdrg1
Product: p53 and DNA damage regulated 1
Exons: 5
Coding region: 97-498 (133 amino acids)
Biological process (GO): protein folding
Cellular component (GO): prefoldin complex
Source: RefSeq, a predicted model, not a curated record